This is a messenger RNA of Vavraia culicis subsp. floridensis, 4038 nucleotides long. RefSeq lists its product as uncharacterized. The record is from RefSeq and is a predicted model, not a curated record. Bases 1 to 4038 code for a protein of 1345 amino acids. Lineage: Eukaryota; Fungi; Microsporidia; Pleistophoridae. The transcript has a single exon. Gene Ontology annotation, molecular function: RNA binding.
AUGGAUGCGUUGAACAAGAAAUUCGGUGUUCCGGAUGACUACGUCUUUAUAAUCGACAUACGUUCGGUAAACAAUACCAUAAUAAACGAGAGUGUGCAGGACAUGAGACGUGCACUCAUUGAAAAUGCAAGCGUGGUGUGUGAUCGGUCCACAGACAGUGCCCGGAUGAUGAUUAGCAACAUAUCCCGGACUAUCAGGAGCAACUUUUUUUUUUAUCUCAGCAAGGGAAUCCGUGUGUUCCUUGAUGUUGAAGUGCCGGUCUGUCUUUUCAAUUAUAAGAAGCGGCUCAUGGAUGAGAUCAAAAGGAUCUCGGAAGAGACUAACGUGCUAGUGUUUUUGCAGAUAGGCAAUGAUGAGAGUAGAAAUGAGGAGUGCAGCGGUACAGCGACGGGACAAGCAGGCAUCACUGAGGAGCUCUAUGGUAGUUUAGAGUCGCUGAAGUUCGAGACGGAUGAUGUAAAGCCCUACGGUGACGAGGCCCCGUACAUCUACGAGAAAAACUGCGAGAAAACGAACAUUAAACGCUUCAGCGAAUCACCGAACUGUUACUGCUUCAGGGCCUAUGAUACCGAAGCAUACGAGAAAGAUGCUUGUGAGUGCGAGCGCUAUGGUCGGAACGAUCCCAGAUCAGAAAGCUUUCCAAACUACGACUACAACGAAGAUCUUCUGUGCUCCUCGCCCCUUUCGAAUAACGAAUCUUUGUUCUCUGAUUCAUCAGGCCAUGUCGAGGACGACCAUGGCGACAACAUGCAUAGAUACAAGAGGGGCACGUACGAUCAGCGGAGCGCUUCCAUGGAAAAAGGCGCGGUUACGAACAGCACGGAUUGUGAGAAAUCCGCUGGCAACAACUUAGAAUCGAACAUCACCGACACGGGUAUCGAACCAGGAUGCAGCGACGUGCACAGCAGAAACACUGAACCGGAAAGAGAACAGGGCACCAAGGACUCAGGAGCUGACGUGUGCCCAACAAACAGUUCAUCGGGCGCGAGCAGCUUGCAGGCAGAAAGCGAGAUAACCAUCCAGAUUAACGGUCGAUGGAAGGAGAGCGCGAUUGCGCGUCUCAAGAUUCUCAAAUUUAUCGAAAAUUGCUUCGGCAACGACCUAAAAUUCAUAAACUGUGAGCGCACGUAUUUCAAUUUAGAGAACAAACGGCGCUACUACUAUGGAACCAAAAUAAAUUACAAGCUAGCUAUCACACAGAACACGUGCGAUAAGGAAAUUAUAUCACGGAGGAACUUUGACGACGUGUAUUUCUUCGAAAUUGAUACUGUCAAGCUGUUCUAUCUGUUUUAUUACCAUAAAAAGCAAAUAGAGGAUGUGCUGUGUUCAUACCACUCAUUUUUUGAAACUUCUAAGAUCAACAACACGUCUACCACGGUAAAACUGACCGGAAAAAACCACAAAAUUGUGCAAAAGGCAAUUAUGGGAAUGACCGAGGAUAUCUUCAAGGUUUUGGUCUCUGAAGUACCGUAUCCUAUACCCGAUACAUUCAUUUUCAAAACACAUGAGCGCUCCAUGAUUGUCGGCAAGAAGCCUAACAUCAUCGAAUUGCUCAAGUACAGGGACGUGUACUGCCACGUUCAGAUUGAACUGAGCAAGGAGCUCGAAGAGUUUCUCUGCGGAAAGAAAAACGGAAAGAUCAACCGCAUAAUCAAAGAUACGGGCACCAAAAUUAGUAUAACGGUGAACAAUGUGAUGACGAUCUACAUAUCGGGGCAGAGUGCAAAUGUCUCGGUGGCAAUUCACGCCGUGGAGAACGAAUUUCCCGAGGAGCUGGCAUUCCAUCUGAGCGAACGGCACCACAAGCGGAUAAUAGGCUUCGGAGGAAAGAACAUUCAGCGCAUCAUGAAGAAACAUGGCGUGUACAUCAAAUUCAUGAGCGAAUAUGAGCGGAGACAGAACAAUUACAGCGGUAAUGUCGUUGUAAAGACACCAAGAAAAAACCGGGAAGCUCUUGAGAAAAUGAAGAGUGAGAUUUUGAUGCUUGCGGACGAGAAGGAGUACAAGCGGGAGAUAGUGCAGAUCAGAAUAACCGUGUUCGAGUUUUUUCUCUUUUUUAUUGUGCGAGCUGUCGGUUAUAGAAUGCUGUUUGACGAGGUGAUAUUGUCGUUUAGCAGAGGCACGGACACGUUUCUGUUCAAGGACUACUUCUUGGAGGUGGACAAGACGCCUUUUGAAAACUUGCUGCUUGAGAGUGAGAAAGUGCGUGAAGAAGAAAUUUCAUGUGAUGCAGAAACGAAUGCCACGGAUGAGAAGGAGAGUGAUACUGAGAUAAAGGAAAGGGAGUUGUUGGUGGGGCAUGACGAGGAAAGGAAGUGUGAUGCAGGAGAUGGUAAAGAGAAUGGAGCGGGAGAAGCUUUAAAUGGUGACGGAGACUUGCCUGAGGACGAGUUUGGUGGACUUGGCCAUGGUCCUAGGGACGGGUAUGUACGAAAUUGUGCGUGGUCCAGCGACAAUGGGUCGUGGAGGCCGAGUGGUGGUACGUGCUAUGGCAAUAAAGCGAUAGCGAACGAAUACAGAGGAGUGUUAGGUGAUCAGCACUACGAAAAUAGCCAGGAAAGAAAUGUAAAGAAUGCCACACCUACCGAUACAUCCAACAUAAUGUGGUGCACGCCGUCCCAAGCUGGCGUAACUGGCAAACCAGAGAGCGAGAGAGGCCACAGAGCCGGGAAAAGUAUAAUUGAAGACAGCAAUGAAUUGGAGAGUAAAGAUCAAAGCGUGAUACAGGUGAAUAGACCAGCGAUUACAGGCAGUAAUCCAUCUGGAAAAUUAAUUGAUAUUAUGGACUGGGCUGUUCAAAAGCAGAAGGCUGAAUUAAACAUGGCGUAUCACGGCCAUUCUGAUACCACCGUGAAUAACAAAGGAAAGGACGCCUCCGAUCUGAGCGGUAAUUCGUUACGCCCUCAUACAGCGUGUAUGAAAAAGAUAAAACUAACUAACACAGAAAUAAAUGCAGCGGGAGGCACGCCAUCGAAAAUGGAUGGCAACAACACUGCUUUUGAUGGUGCAUUUGACCGAAAAAAAGUCGUUUGGGAUGAAGAAGAAAGGCGAUAUCAUACAAACGGCAGUGUUCCCGUGAACGGUUCACCGGGAUGCGGUCGGCAAUUACCAAUAAGCGAGAAAGCUACGAGCUAUGUGGCGAACGAUGCGUUCUCCGCUGAAACUGCCGAUCAAGAUGCAGCUGUUAAAUUGAACAACGUUCAAAAAGAUGGUACAGACGGCAAGGAGAACGAAAAAAGAAGUCCGUUUAAUGCCGAUGAGGAGCUCAGCUCUACAUCGGGUAGCAGCAAUAAACCCGCGAAUUCGGCUGAAAUGAAGGGCAAAACUGCAAAGCAUGCCAGUUCAGCAAAGAAUGACCUGGGAAGUGGGGAAGAGCACCGAUAUUAUGAUUUGAAUGCCGAUUGCAGCAACAAAACAGCUGCUGUUAUCCCAGAAAGCUCAAUUAUCAACGCAACGGGCAGCUUCAUUGAUGAGAAUUUACAACGCAUGCAGUACGUGAAUGACGAGACGAUGAAAAUCGUUAGCCAUAUCAACAGCAUCAUGUCAACAACCGGAAAUAUCAGCACAAUCAGUCUGAGUGGCAUAUGCACGGAAAGUAUGAUCAGGGACAUUAAUGAUGUGGUGGGACUCAGCAACGCCAAGAAAGAGUUUUACUUUGAUAUCUUGGGAAAGAGAGAGAAACUCAUAAAGAAGAUUUCGCCGUUUUAUUAUCAAAUAGGAAAGAACUACAAGUGCACGUUCGCGUUUGCACACGCCAUUACCCUGAAAGACGGCUCCUUUUUUCUGCGCAGUUUCCAGCAGAUUGAGCAGCAUCAAGACGGUGUGAGCACCCUGAUACACAUAAACGCGCUGAAAUGGUGCGAGGAACGGAAACUAGCAUUCAAAAUUUUUCAUUCCCAGCUUUUCUACUCAUACGAAAAUUCAUUAAAUGAGUCUAAGAUUGGUGACGAAGCGGGUUCUAGCGACAACGGGCCCAAGAUAGGGUCGUUGCUGACCGUUGGAUUUGAGAAGGGAAAAAAACAAUCUUCGAUGAGGUAA